AUGAAAUUUGCUCUAAGGUGUAAAUUAUGGCUUUUAAUUUAUCUUAUAUUUUUUGUUUUGGUUGUUUACUCAGCUAUUUUGAGGCCCCUAAUCUUUACUUCCUUCACCACCAACACGGUAUUCCUCGAUUCUCUAAAAACGACUUCUAAAAUCACAUCUUUUUUUACUACAAUUUUCUCAUUCGUACUCUUAACAAUGGGCUAUUACCUAAUUUCAUCAUAA
Molecule: messenger RNA, 222 nt
Organism: Theileria parva strain Muguga
Lineage: Eukaryota; Apicomplexa; Aconoidasida; Piroplasmida; Theileriidae
Product: putative integral membrane protein
Exons: 1
Coding region: 1-222 (73 amino acids)
Source: RefSeq, a predicted model, not a curated record